AUGGCAAAGACUUCACUUGUAUUGGUUUACUACAAUGGUUCAAUCAUUGCUAGUGAAGACACAAUUAUAUUUUCGUUGGACGAUCAAUCAUAUUUUUAUGUCGAAGACGACAUCUCUUACGAAAAUUUAAAGAGAUCCAUUGAAGAAAGCAUUGAGACUGUUGACAACCAAGGAGUUUCAUGUAUCAAAUUGCGUAAUGACCGAGAUGUUAGGAUGAUGUUCGACUGCUACAAAAGAAAUCCAGAUAUUGGCAUUAUUGAAUUGUACGUAGAGUUCAGCGCUGCAACUUUCGAGGGUGCUCCUUCACAACAACAAACCGCCCAAGAUGACGAAGUUCAACGCAAUUUGAGACGGGAGAGGAUUUCAUCACCAUGCCAAAUUAAUGAACCUGAACGUGGAGACGAUGAGGAAGACGAUGGUGACAGCUUUGGGGAAGACACUAAACCAAGUGUUGAUGACAUUCAGUUAGAAGAAUGCAAUCUUGAAGACAUUCCAAUGACCUACCAUAAUUUCAUGAUGGCACCAAUGGAACCUCCAGCACAUAUGCGGACCCUUGAUUUGGAAGCAAUGUCCGCACAAGAAUUUCUGAAGUACCCUUUAUUGUAUGCCGACACAUUAACUGGAGCAACGACAAAUGGAGAUCUUCAUGUAGGCAUGAGGUUUGGAAGCAAAGAUGAUGCUGUGACCGCAAUUAAGCAUUACUGCUUACUUAAAUCUGUCGAAUACAAAGUUAUUGAGUCUGAUCCGACUCGAUACUCCGGUAAAUGUAAGUCAUAUGGUGAUAGGUGCAAUUGA
Molecule: messenger RNA, 795 nt
Organism: Dioscorea cayenensis subsp. rotundata (Guinea yam)
Lineage: Eukaryota; Viridiplantae; Streptophyta; Magnoliopsida; Dioscoreales; Dioscoreaceae
Exons: 2
Coding region: 1-795 (264 amino acids)
Source: RefSeq, a predicted model, not a curated record